Molecule: messenger RNA, 690 nt
Organism: Echinostoma caproni
Lineage: Eukaryota; Metazoa; Platyhelminthes; Trematoda; Plagiorchiida; Echinostomatidae
Source: the annotation of a GenBank genome assembly
AUGAACAUAGGUGAUAAAUGCGGAGGUGUCUGGGAAGCUGGCGGAGCGUACAUGUGCAACGACUGUGUUAGACGUUACAUCGCUCCAUCCACUUGUACUUAUAUUCUGAACUCGUACACGGCCGGUGCACCUUCACUACAGCUCAAUAUAACAAAAUUGGGCAAAGGGGAUGGUUCAGACGUGGUCCUGCGCGUAUUUGAUGGCGCGCGUGGUCGAAAUACUCUACUGGAAACCAUCAACAAAAAUCACACAAAAUUGUACACACCGGUUGGAUCCACGAUCAUCAUCGAACUGCGACUGUUAACUAUGCCAAUCCCGGAGGUGUCUUUCAGUUUUCUGUUUCAAACAAGUGGAUGUGGUGGCGUGAUUUUAGAUUCCGGAUUCAUAUUCAAUCCCGGCUAUCCUGACGGAAUCAACGAUGAAGACAACUGCGUCUGGAUAUUCUACGCGUCCAGUGGAUUGAGUCCUUCGAUAGAGAUCCUCCGAAGUGAACUGUCUGACUCGUCUGGUGUAUGUGCCGACGUGGAAGUUCGGGACGGAGAGAGUGGGGUGCAUCCAAUGAUUGCUCUUUUAAACGGAACUGAUAUUCGUAGAUACAAAGGCAGUUCGAGAAAUUUAUGGAUUCGAUACACCUCGUACAAAUCAUCCCACUCGUACGGAUUUGUCGGUCGCCUCACUUCGGUCGCCUAA